Molecule: messenger RNA, 531 nt
Organism: Symbiodinium sp. CCMP2456
Lineage: Eukaryota; Dinophyceae; Suessiales; Symbiodiniaceae
Source: the annotation of a GenBank genome assembly
AUGGCAGAGAAGAAGUCACGGUGGGGUAGGAAAGAGAAGAAAGUCGAACAGGCUCCACCGGUACUCCAAGUCCGCCACCGAGACCUGGAAUUACCGGGGGCUGUUGCCGUCCUGCUCGAAAACUAUUUCACAGUGGAGGAGUGCGAGAGAUACUUCAAGGUCCUCACCAACGAGAUAGACUGGCGACAUCAACAGAUCACCGUGACAAGCCAAGAUAGCGGCGACCGAGUGACGGGGGAUGAGCCACGCCGCACUCUCUUCAUGUCGGACCCAGGCAUUUGCUACGAGUACUCGGGCCGUGAGAACGUCGGACAGCAAUGGCAUCCUGCAGUCCUGGAGAUCAAGAAGAAGGCAGAGGAGGGCCUGGCAGAGUGCGGUCUGCCUCAGGUGGUGUUCAACUCGGCGCAGAUGAACCGCUACGACUUUCCUCGCCAUACGCUCGGUAUGCAUGCUGACAACGAGCCGGACUUGGACAGAGACUCUCCCAUUGUUUCGGCCGCUUGGCCUGCACUGCAGCAGGACAAGCUGUAG